Paramecium tetraurelia is the source of this 703-nucleotide messenger RNA. RefSeq lists its product as uncharacterized. The transcript has 4 exons. The record is from RefSeq and is a predicted model, not a curated record. Lineage: Eukaryota; Ciliophora; Oligohymenophorea; Peniculida; Parameciidae. Gene Ontology annotation, molecular function: ligase activity.
AUGUAUAAAUAUUUUAAGAAAAUAGAAUAUCUAUUUAGACCAAUGAAUAAAUAACAUCCUCCCUGGGGUUCUUAGAUCGGUGUAGCACAUGGUGGUGUCAUUGGGUAUUCGAAUUGUGAACCCAAUUAUGAUAUAACGAAAGUUCACCUCUAUGAAGUUCAUUAUAAGAAAGAAGAAUCUGGAUUGAGGUGUGAUAUUUUUAUGGGCUACAAAUAUCAAUGUGUUGAAUUUGCUAGAAGAUUUUUUGUGUUGAAUUAUAAAACCAUGUUUACAGAUAUUUAAAAAGCACCUGACAUUUGGGACUUGGAAACUGUUGAAGAUUUGACAAAAGAAGCAGGCACAUUUCCAUUGGUAGGAUUCAAACAAGGUGGACCUGAACCACCAAAAUUUGGUGAUUUGCUAUUAGCACCAUAAAGUGAACAUCAACCUUGGGGUCAUGUUGCUGUAGUUGUUGGAGUGGGAGAUGGAUACAUUGAUUUGGCUGAACAAAAUUAUGAGGAUGCAGGUUGGAUUGCAGAAUCGUAUUCCAGGAGAGUCAAGGUGGAAUGCAAAGAUGGCAACUACUUUGUUACCUAUAUUAGAGUCGGUUUUGAAGAUCAAUUUAACUAAUCCUGGGACAAGGAUGAGGUAAUUAUUGGUUGGAAAAGAAUAAUAUUUAAUUGAGUGGAUUAUCAUACGUAUUAUUUAAUAUUAAUAUCUAAUA